CGAAUUUCAAGCUUUGUGAGUCAUAGAGACUUAGAAAAAACCGCGUGCACCUCUCGUUUCUCGUUUCAUUUCCAUAACCGCUCGCUUAUCCCCUUUCAUCCCCAAUUUAUAAUCAUUCAAAGUUCAAACCCAAGAAUACUAAAAUCUCUCUCUGUUUUCAGAAUAUUCAUGAUUCCUCACAAUCACACUCGCUCCUUUCCGUGAAUUGUGAUCAUAGAGAGAGAAAGAAAGAGACACAAUCUCUUUCUUUCUUUCUCUUUUUCUCUCAAAAUCUUGAAAUCUUUAAAAUGUCUCGCCAGGUCAUCGUCGUCAGUAACCCGCCGUCGCGGCGGCGGCGCGCGUGUGAAGUUGCCGGCGGAAGCGCGGCGGAGUGCGCCGCCGUGGUGUGCUGCUUCCCUUGCGCCGUGAUAAACCUCGCAGUUCUCGCCAUUUACAGGGUUCCAGCGGGGUUGGUGCGCAAAGCACUGCACAAGAAGAAACGACACCGUAUGCUGAGAGAUUCCAAAAACGACCUUGUUUUGCUGCGGCACCAGCGGUCUAGCGGCCUCGCCCCGUCGUUUGACUCGCUACCGGUUUCGGUCGAACCCAGGCCGGUUGAGGAAAAAGAAGUGUGGCCUAUGGAGAAGGAGAUGUGGGCCCGGUUCGCAGAAACUGGGUUUUGGAGGAGUGAGUCCCAGCGCCAACCAUGAUUAAUUUUCCGAACCGAAUCAAUUGGAGAAUAUGGGAAAUGGUGCAACGGUGAUGGAUGGAAAAUGUG
Arachis ipaensis is the source of this 757-nucleotide messenger RNA. RefSeq lists its product as uncharacterized. NCBI's taxonomy places the organism in Eukaryota, Viridiplantae, Streptophyta, Magnoliopsida, Fabales, Fabaceae. The record is from RefSeq and is a predicted model, not a curated record.